CAUCAGCGCUGACGCAUCGCUCUGCCAAACACACUGACUUACAUUCAGGGCGAAAACGCAUCAAUUGCAUCAAUUCACCAGAUCGGAAUAACGAUGCCAGAACUGUGGAGGUCGUCAUUUUGCCUGUCUGGAGUUCUUUUUAUAACCUUUCUUUCCCUGGGGACCGCAAGCUCCUCAUCAGUCAGUCAUCAGAUGUCUCCUGAUCUCAUCCAUCCUCCACAAAUCAGGAGCAAAGCGCAGAGACACAGACACCAGAGCAGCUCGACACGAACACAGAUAGAUGUGAAAGGGCCCAACGUUUGUGGCACCAGGUGCUGUUAUUCAUGGCUGGCCAAUCCCAAAACCAAACAAUGCACAAAACCAAGAUGUCAUCCGCGAUGCCAUAAUAAAGCAGUUUGUCGCCGGCCGAACAUCUGUCAGUGUCGUCUGGGCUUCCACGGCCAUCGCUGUGAACAUGCAAACGUCACACCGACCAUGAGCACCUGGUUCGAAGCACAUCCUGGUCCCACGGUACCCUCAACCUCUACCAUGGCAACAGUUGCUAUGGUAACGCCCGCAUCCACCACCAUCCAUGGCAACAGCUCCACAUCUGCCUCCAGUGAUGCCAGUUCAGAUACAAGAAAGACAUAUUCAUUACACUGGCAGCCACCCAGUUUAAAAGAGGCCCAGUCGGUCUUGUUAAAAAAAGCUCUGUCCAGUGGAACCGGUGGAGAGAAGAUCACAAGUGUUAUACUGAAGUACAUUGAAUCAGAGCGAAGAAGACUGGAGUCUUCAUCCUCUACCGGAGCAACAAAAAUCUCCAGCACCAAAACCUUCCACACUCAACGCGGCCAGUUCACCCUCAUCUACACCGCAGCCGUGGCUCAGCAGCGCUCCGCCGUCGUCCGCGGGGGUUCGGAGCGGAUCAAAGUGCUCUUCACCCCCACCAUCUGCAGGCUGCGCUGCACGCAGGGACGCUGCACCAACUACUGCGAGCGUGGAAAUGUCACCACUCUCUACAACAGCGAGCAGGCAGGACAGACGCCGCCUGGAUCCGGCUUCAGAGUGUUCGUGUGUCCGAUGUUGUGUAAGAACGGAGGAGUGUGCGUACAGAAGGAUCAAUGUCUCUGCCCGCCCAACUUCACUGGGAAGUUCUGCCACAUCCCCGUCUCCACCAAUCACAUCGAGAGACCGGCGACGAGUGCUGUGGAUUCAGCCAAUCAGCCGAUGACGUCUGAGUACAUACUGCCUCUGCAGACGCCUGAGCAGGUCAACACCAAUGCGUCCCCGAUGGUGAAGGUGCGAGUCCAGCAUCCUCCAGAGGCCAGUGUGAAGAUCCACCAGGUCUUAAAGGUGGGCUUCGGCCCCACCAUCCACGAGCACUCAGAAACCGUGACCUGGUCCGCGGGGCUCUCAGGGGCCCGUCCUCACCAGCUGCCGGGAGAGAGAGCCGAGGCGGCGCUGCCGAGGGUUCAAGCCCAGACUAUACGCGGGGAUUCAGUCUACACCGAGACGUCCGGCUUCAAAUACUGCUUCAGAGAAGUGCGCAACGGAAAGUGCAGUUCUCCGUUACCUGGUCUGAGGAGUCAGGAGAUGUGCUGCAGGGGUGUUGGGAAGGCCUGGGGCAUCAACGAAUGCACGCUCUGUCCCGCAGUCUUAGGAAACACUGUUAAUGGACAGGGAAGCUGCCCGAAAGGCUUCGAGAGGGUCAACGGGACGCAGUGUGUGGAUAUUAACGAGUGUUUGCAGCCGGGUUUCUGUGAAAAUGGGAACUGUGUUAACACCCGAGGGAGCUACAGUUGUGUCUGCAAAGAGGGCUACUUGUUGGACGCCUCUCAUGGGAUCUGCAUCUCACAGAAGGUGAUCUCCUCGGAGAAGGACCAGUGUUUCCGUAUCCUGAACCAGGGCUCCUGUUCUCUGCCCAUCCUGAGGAACAUCACCAAACAGAUCUGCUGCUGCAGUCGAGUGGGCAAAGCCUGGGGGAAGAAGUGUGAGUUAUGCCCGUACUUCGGCUCAGCCGCCUUCAAAGAGAUCUGUCCUGCGGGACCGGGUUACCAUUAUUCGGCUUCGGCUGUCAAGUUUAACCAGAGGCUAGCUGAGAUGCUUGACACCGGCGGACCGCCUUUGGUGUCCGAAAAUGUCCGUGCAUCCACCCAGGACAUAGCAUCCCAACCUGAAGGCUCCAGGACUCACUCCACAAUCUCACAGUCAACCCGAAUCCAGCAAGCGCCAUAUUCACCGAUCAACACGCAGACCAUCCGAGUCCAGCAGAGUCCUGCGAGACCACAGCAACCUGACACGGGUUCACAGGCCGGCUCGGUUAUCACCAUAACUCAACCAAAACCAAACCUGUCAACGAGCGGCGGCUCUCAAACCACAAACGCCAGACAUCAGCAGCCUUUCAGCAUCCGUCCGUCCGCUCCCAGCCAGCCGGCCAGAGUGAACACACCUGUUGUACGGACGCAAACCAGCCGGCCUUCGGUUAACAGACAGCCAAUAUCUCCCGUCAGACCUCCUCCUGUACCGGCUACAGCCCGACCACUUCCAACUAGACAAGAAACACCAAUGGACACCAAUGUGACACCAAUGGACAUUUACAGGUUUUCAGCAUCUAACUCUAUGUUCACAGCCGCCUUCAAAGAGAUCUGUCCUGCGGGACCGGGUUACCAUUAUUCGGCUUCGGCUGUCAAGUUUAACCAGAGGCUAGCUGAGAUGCUUGACACCGGCGGACCGCCUUUGGUGUCCGAAAAUGUCCGUGCAUCCACCCAGGACAUAGCAUCCCAACCUGAAGGCUCCAGGACUCACUCCACAAUCUCACAGUCAACCCGAAUCCAGCAAGCGCCAUAUUCACCGAUCAACACGCAGACCAUCCGAGUCCAGCAGAGUCCUGCGAGACCACAGCAACCUGACACGGGUUCACAGGCCGGCUCGGUUAUCACCAUAACUCAACCAAAACCAAACCUGUCAACGAGCGGCGGCUCUCAAACCACAAACGCCAGACAUCAGCAGCCUUUCAGCAUCCGUCCGUCCGCUCCCAGCCAGCCGGCCAGAGUGAACACACCUGUUGUACGGACGCAAACCAGCCGGCCUUCGGUUAACAGACAGCCAAUAUCUCCCGUCAGACCUCCUCCUGUACCGGCUACAGCCCGACCACUUCCAACUAGACAAGAUGGCCGAGUGUGUGAAUCGAGACCUCAGGUGUGCGGUUCAGGGCGCUGUAUUGACCUGCCAGGCGGUCGACACACGUGUGUGUGUAACACUGGAUAUAUCCUCAACCCUCAGCAAGGCCACUGCCAAGACAUAGAUGAGUGUGUCGACCCCCUGCGCUGUCCGGGUCAGGAGUGUGUGAACUCUCAGGGCUCUUACAGGUGUGUCUCCUGCAAGCCGGGCUUUGAUCUGCUCAACGGACAAUGUUCAGAUAUUGAUGAAUGUCGUCGGACGCCGUCACCCUGUUCGGACGCGGGCCGCUGUGAAAACACUCCCGGCAGCUACAGAUGCUCGUGUCGAACGGGAUACAGAUCCCAGGCCAACGCCUGCGUGGAUGUGAAUGAGUGUGAAGAUCCGCUGCAGUGUCCCGGACAGGAGUGUGUGAACUCUCAGGGAUCGUAUCGCUGUGUGUCAUGCAGACCCGGAUUUAGCCUUAAAAACAGAGCGUGUUCAGAUAUCGACGAGUGUCGCCAGACUCCUGACGUGUGUGUUAACGGCCGCUGUGAGAAUAACAUGGGCAGCUACAGCUGUGUGUGUCGCGCUGGAUUCAGACUGGAGAGAAACAUCUGCAAAGAUGUGAACGAGUGUGAAAACGAGCUUCAGUGUCCAGGAAAAGAGUGUGUGAACUCUGUCGGCUCCUUCAGGUGUGUCUCCUGUCAGCCGGGCUUCGAGCUUCUUGAGGGCCAAUGCCAAGAUAUAGAUGAAUGUAGGCAAAAGCCCACACGCUGCACUAAUGGCCAGUGCAUGAACACUCCCGGCAGCUUCAGAUGUGUGUGUGAUCUGGGCUUCAAUCUACAGGACGGCACAUGCACGGAUCUGGACGAGUGUCUGGAUGCGCUGCAGUGUCCAGGGCAGCAGUGCCUCAACUCUCCGGGCUCGUAUAAGUGCGUUCCCUGCAGAGACGGACACAGCAUGCAGAACGGACGCUGCUCAGAUAUUGAUGAAUGUGUGAGUCCUCACCUGUGCGGGCCGCAGAGCGUGUGCGUGAACACAGACGGCUCGUACCGCUGCGACUGCUCUCCGGGGUUCAGAGCGGCCGGACCGCGGCGCCAGUGCCGAGACAUUAACGAGUGUCUGGAAGGAGAUUUCUGCUUCCCGAGCGGAGAGUGUGUGAACACGGACGGAUCCUUUAAGUGCGUUUGUGCGCAGGGCUACAAGACCGCCGCUAACGGGACGUCCUGCCAAGAUGUGGACGAGUGUGUUCAGGAGGGAGUUUGUCAGGACGGCCGCUGCAUCAACACUGAGGGAUCGUUUCUGUGCCACUGCCAAACCGGCUUCACCACCAACCCAGAGAGAACAGCCUGCCUGGAUGUGAACGAGUGUCUGGACUCAGAGGGGCUGGUGUGUGGAUCCCAGCGCUGUGAGAACACCAUCGGCUCGUUCCGCUGCGUGGCGUCCUGCGAGCCCGGAUACCACAUCACUGCCUCCGGAGAGUGUGUGGACAUUAACGAGUGCGCUAACGAGACGGUGUGUGGACAUCACGCCUUCUGCCAGAAUCUGAUCGGCACGUAUCAGUGUCUGUGUGACCAGGGCUACGAGUCCACCGCCGACGGACAGAUGUGUGUGGACAUAAACGAGUGUGAGACGAUGCAGGGUGUGUGUGGCUCUGCGCGCUGCUGGAACGUCGAGGGCUCGUUCACGUGCGAGUGUGAGAACGGACAGGAGGAGUUCGACCCGCUCGCAGGCCAGUGUGUGAGCAGAGAGAGUGCAGUGGAAUUCCAGUCGCUGUGUCCCAGCGGAAGAGGGUACAUCACCACCGAAACAGGAGCGUUCAGCUACAAGGAUGUGGAUGAGUGUAAGCUGUUUGACCCGGAGGUGUGUAAAGGCGGCGUGUGUGUCAACAACAUUCCCGGCUACGCCUGUUACUGUCCCAGCGGAUUCUACUACGACACGGAUCUGCUGGAGUGCAUCGAUAAUAAUGAAUGUGAGAGUGAGGAGACCUGCACUGGCGGUCAGUGUGUCAACACACUGGGAACGUUUUACUGUACGUGUGCGCCCCCUCUAGUGCUGGACGACACACAGCGCAACUGUGUCAAUGCAAGCGGCCUCGCUGAGGAUGAGAACUUAAACUUCUGUUGGCGUCACGUCACAGCUAGUCUAGUGUGUCAGAGUCCUUUGUUAGGAGCUCAGCUGACCUUCACUGAGUGCUGCUGUUUGUAUGGUGAGGCCUGGGGUCUGCAGUGUGCCCUCUGCCCCCGCAGAGAUGAAGAGGCCUAUGAGGCUCUGUGUAAUGAGUUCGGUCCUCCUCCUUACUCUCCUCGUUACUACGAGCGCUUCGGCCCGGGGCCCCUGCCUGGAAGAGGAGGGUACCGCCCGCCGUACAGCCCCCCAGAGUACCCCGAGCCCCUGCCAGGACGCCCCGACUACAUAUCCCCUGAUUAUGAUGACUACAAUCCUGUGGGAGCGGGUGGACGGCGAUCCGGGCUGAGAGGCAGAGCCCCCAGCUCAUACGGGCUCCCAGACGCCCCCUACAGGCAGCCGGCCCCGGGUGGAAGUCGUUACUAUGAGGAGGAGGAUGAUUAUGAAACUGCGCCUGGCCCUCCCUUCGGUAUCCCGGAUCCUCGUGGCGAACGAAUGUUCGAUGCACGACCCCUGCCGUCCCGUCCAGACAGGCCUCUGCUCAGUUUGGCCCCGCUUCCGGAAAACUCCCCAUACAGCGAGGGUGAGGGGGAGGAGUCAUGGAGAGCCCCGCCCCCUUUCCCAAUGUUUCCUGACAGACGGGAAGGAGUCUAUGAGCGGAGAUACGAGUCCUACGGGAGUCUGAGUUCAGAAGAGUGUGGCAUAAUCCACGGCUGUGAGAAUGGCCGCUGCAUCCGUGUGGAGGAAGGUUACACGUGCGACUGUUACGACGGCUAUCAGCUGGACAUCACUAGCAUGACGUGCAUAGAUGUGGACGAGUGUGACGAUGAAGACACGCUCGACUGCGUGAACGCUCGCUGCGUGAACACGGAGGGCUCGUACAGGUGCGUGUGUCUCAGGGGCUUCAUUAUGUCCCGAAGACCCAACCACUGCAUCCCGGCUUGAGCGAGGACUGCAUUUAGAGACUUACUAAUUAUUAUUCCCUGUUUCCACCACGUUGCUGUAAAUUGUUGAUUUUAUGACAAUACUUGUGUGUAUAUCCAAAAGUCUAAUAGUGAAGCUUUACACACGAGGCUCAAUACAAUACUGUAACACUGCAAGCCUUCAUGUAUAAUGCAUUAUAAAGGUAUUUGCAAUGCAUGUUGUAAUGCAUUAUAUCUUUACAUAAAUAAUUGUAACCAAAGUUAAAAUGCAUUCUAAUAUUUGAAGGGUUGUUUUUCAUGCAUUAUACUUUUUAAAGGUGUGUUCAGUGAAUAGCUGCAUUAUAAUGUAUUUUAACGGGAUGCAUUACGAAGUGCAUUAAUUAAUGCAUUAAAAAUGUUA
Molecule: messenger RNA, 6588 nt
Organism: Sinocyclocheilus grahami
Lineage: Eukaryota; Metazoa; Chordata; Actinopteri; Cypriniformes; Cyprinidae
Product: latent-transforming growth factor beta-binding protein 4-like
Exons: 37
Coding region: 94-6210 (2038 amino acids)
Molecular function (GO): calcium ion binding
Source: RefSeq, a predicted model, not a curated record